This is a messenger RNA of Medioppia subpectinata, 1498 nucleotides long. NCBI's taxonomy places the organism in Eukaryota, Metazoa, Arthropoda, Arachnida, Sarcoptiformes, Oppiidae. The record is from the annotation of a GenBank genome assembly.
GUAUUUUCCUUAUUAAUGAUUCUUUAGGGUAAAAAUGGAGAAUAUAUUAGGAUUAGUGAUAUUAUUGUGGGCAUCGGUGGCCGGAGUGAUGUGCCAACAGAUUAUGCCCAAUCAGCCCAUAACGGACGCCAAUCAAGUGGGAGCGUCGCCCGUAUUCUACACCGAAGUGAUCGCCAAACAGUGCAUUGAUGUGAAUCAAGGAGUCGUCGGCCGCUCUUUUCCUACCGGACAGAGUGUCGAGAGUUUCAUAUCACUCGUCGAACUGUUGGAGACACUCAUCUACAACGGCACAGACCAGGCGCUCGUUCAGCACAUGGGCGCCGAGAAUGUGGCCCGACUUUUGCUCAGGAGAUUCCGGUUCGACGGCUACGACGACGCCCAGCCGUCGACACUGAAGAAGCAAAAAGAUCUGGAGUUCCAGAACUUCAAUAACGCAGUGCUGAAGAAAGGCGACGGCCAGACACUGCUCACCGGUUACUACUUUCCCGACCAGUAUUUCAAACUGGAAGAGCUCUGUUCGCUACACGACAUGCUCUCACAUAAUAUCUAUAACGUUAAAAUCCAGCGGCGAGUAUCAUAUGCGCAGGUUCCGAUCAAAGAAGAAGGAGUGGCCAGUCUUCGGGCCGACCGGAAAGAGGCCAUAGCCAUGGCUCGAGUGCUGUUGGGUGUGAUCGCCGGCCUAUCGAUGGACGCCCGGACGCAGGCGAGCGAUAUAUUGAAAUCGUGGGGAUCUAGCACUCAGAUGCAACCGGCUUACGAUCAACAGCUGGACCCCGUGGCCGCCAUGACUCUGGCCGACCUCUGGAGCAUUAAUUCCGCAAAAACCAAUAUUUACGACCAGUAUUUAUACGGAGUGACCGGACAGUGGGAGACCAGCACUUGUGCCACACAUUACGGCCUCGAAAACAUACCCGAAGAUAAGUUUAAGGACAUUGACCACUAUAUCCGGGCCACGAGGGCUGAGAUCAGGGGCGGUAUCGAUGGGUAUCUGAUCGGCACGAAUUUGCGUUCGCCCCAAUUCCACCUUGAUAACCCACAGAGCCUUAGGCUGAGCGCUAUUUUGCGCUCCUAUUACUCGAAGCCCAUUCAGCCCAAGUCGUCCACAUUCUCGGCCUCCGUGUGUGACCGCAAUCGUAUCGGUCAGGAGAUCCCAAAAAUCCAGGGCUACGCCACGACAUACCAAUCGAUCGUUGCCACCAGAAAUGGCGGCAAAUUGCCCGUCGAUUUGGACCAGAGGUUUUCGCAGGAGAUUCAAAACGCUGUCAGCGGCGCCGUGAGUAAUCGCCUCAUAAACGCGUCGACACGACAGCUAUUAUGCGAUCGCCGGGGGAUCCGGAGGUUGCGUGCGUUCGACACCCGAAACGCGAACCCUUUGCUCCCUAUGCUGUCCGCCAGAGGCAGAAAAGUAUGGACACCGAGUGGUGGCUGUUGUGGCGGUUUCCAAGUGGCGGACACUCGCACCCGACUCCUGGCCUCAUAUAUGGCGCACAACCAGACA